Messenger RNA from Paecilomyces variotii, 1891 nucleotides. Its product is annotated as cytochrome P450. The transcript has 3 exons. The record is from RefSeq and is a predicted model, not a curated record. The coding region runs from base 226 to 1794 and encodes 522 amino acids. Gene Ontology annotation, molecular function: oxidoreductase activity, acting on paired donors, with incorporation or reduction of molecular oxygen; iron ion binding; heme binding. Lineage: Eukaryota; Fungi; Ascomycota; Eurotiomycetes; Eurotiales; Thermoascaceae.
CAUCCCCACGAAGUGCGGAAUUCAGCGUGCCGCGCUCGGUCUUACCCCAUAUCCAACACACUUAUAUCACCCCAGUUAUAAAAGGCUUCUUGUGGAGAGAAUGUGCGGUUGAAGUCUGAGUAAUCUGGGGAUGCUGUCAAGAGCCUGAGAUUUCUCCCUUUCCUCGUUCUCGUUCCGAUCGUUCAUGCAGCAUCUCUACCUAGUUUAUCCACGAUACUAAUAAAGAUGGCGAUCGUGAACCUUUUCCUCGUCGUGAAAGACACUUUACUCGAUAAUGCUAUCCAAUACAGUCUAAUCGGACUCUUAUGGGUUCCUCUCCUCUAUGUGAUCGCAAAUGAGGUCGUUCGCAGCAAAGCCCGCCUUCCUAAUCUGAAUGGCCCCAAAGGACUGCCCCUUAUUGGCAAUCUGCAUCAGAUCCGGACAAAUGCCGCUGAGCAGUACCGUAGGUGGGCGAAGAAAUAUGGCGGGGUGUAUCAGAUUCAGCUAGGAAAUAUUCCCAUUGUCGUUGUUAAUACGGCAGAGGCAGCCAGAGUCAUUUUCGGUCAAAACGCGCAGGCUCUGAGUUCGAGGCCGGAAUUCUAUACUUUCCACAAGGUUGUGUCAAACACUUCUGGAACGACUAUUGGCACGUCUCCCUACAGUGAAUCUCUCAAGAGGCGGAGAAAAGGCGCUGCUUCUGCUCUGAACAGACCAGCAGUGCAGACCUAUGUCCCUCACCUCGACAUUGAGACCAAGACCUUUUGCGAGGAACUACUUGACUAUGGAAAGGCAGGUGAAGUCCCUAUCGACCCCAUGCCGAUGAUUCAGCGCCUUUCUCUCAGUCUUGCGCUUACCCUGAACUGGGGCAUUCGGAUGGACUCUCAAAAGAAUGAUCUUUUCCACGAAAUCACGCAUGUCGAGGAACACAUUAGUCGCUUCCGCAGCACAACGGGGAACCUUCAGGAUUACGUGCCACUUCUUCGUCUGAACCCGUUCAAUUUCGGAUCUGCUAAAGCACGAGAGAUGCGCAAUCGUCGAGAUGUAUAUCUGAAAGACCUUAACGACGGACUCGACGAGCGCAUCGCCAACGGAACACACAAGCCCUGCAUCCAAGCGAACGUCAUCCUAGACAAAGAAGCUAAGCUCAACAAGGAGGAACUCAUCUCGAUAAGUCUUACUAUGUUAUCUGGAGGACUGGAUACUCUCACGACUUUGAUGGCCUGGAGUAUUGCAAUGCUGGCGCAGCGCCCGGAUAUCCAAGAUAGGGCCUUGAAGGCGAUCAAGGAGCACUACGGCAAUGAUGCUCCUCUUUGUGAUCCCCUGGAUGAUCAGAAAUGCGAAUACAUCGUCGCACUUGCUCGCGAGUGUCUCCGAUACUAUACUGUUCUUCGUCUUGCUCUUCCUCGCGCCUCUGUCAAAGACAUCGUCUACAAUGGCGUCCGCAUUCCAAAGGGCACGGUCGUUUUCCUCAAUGCCUGGGCAUGCAAUAUGGAUGAUGAAGUGUGGGAAGACCCCGACGAGUUUCGACCAGAGCGUUGGCUCCAGCACCCCGACGCACCCAUGUUCACGUACGGACUGGGCUACCGGAUGUGUGCUGGCUCCCUCCUCGCCAACCGAGAACUUUACCUUAUUUUCAUGCGUCUGCUCAACUCUUUCAAGAUUGACAAGUUUGACGAUGUUGACUACAACCCAGUCACUGGAAUGGAUGACCCAACGGCGCUGGUAGCCAUGCCGAAAAGAUAUCGGGCUCGAUUUAUCCCACGUAACAAGGAGGCUUUACAGAAGUCGCUGAAGGACUUUGUUGCUGUUGAAUGAAUGGAUAUAUGAUGAAAUUAUGUAUAUGUGAAUGUGGCAUGUUAGGGAUAUAUAGUAUUCUGUCAAAAAUAAACACUAUGAGACACGAGCGAUGUAG